AUAAAGCUGGAAAAUAUAAUAUUGAAGAUUUAUUCUCUGAAGAAUUUUCAAAUUCUUUUUCUGUUAAUAUAACACCUACAUUCAAACAUACUUUUAAUGGUUCUAACUCAACCUUAUCUCAAGAAAAUAAGAAGACCAAAACUGGUAAAAAUAAAAAAGAAUUGGUCAAAGAAACUAUUAUUCAAGAAAAUAUUUUGCAUUCUUAA
Molecule: messenger RNA, 206 nt
Organism: Funneliformis mosseae
Lineage: Eukaryota; Fungi; Glomeromycota; Glomeromycetes; Glomerales; Glomeraceae
Source: the annotation of a GenBank genome assembly